Salmo salar (Atlantic salmon) is the source of this 3255-nucleotide messenger RNA. RefSeq lists its product as uncharacterized. NCBI's taxonomy places the organism in Eukaryota, Metazoa, Chordata, Actinopteri, Salmoniformes, Salmonidae. Gene Ontology annotation, molecular function: calcium ion binding. The record is from RefSeq and is a predicted model, not a curated record. Gene Ontology annotation, biological process: negative regulation of protein sumoylation.
UCCAGUGACCAUGGGGACCUCCACAGCCCCAGUCAUCCCCAUCACCAUGGGGACCUCCACAGAUCCAGUCAUCUCCAUCACCAUGGAGACCACCACAGCUUAACCCAUCGCCAUCCCCAUGGAGAUCACCACAGCCAAACUCAUCCCCAUGGAGACCACCACAGCCCAACUCAUCCCCAUCACCAUGGAGACCUCCACAGCCCCAGUCAUUCCCAUCAUCAUGGAGACCUCCACAGCCCCAGUCAUCCCCAUCACCAUGGAGACCUCCACAGCCCCAGUCAUCCCCAUCACCAUGGAGACCACCAUAACCCCACUCAUCAUCAUGGAGACCACCACAGCCCAACUCAUCCCCAUCACCAUGGAGUCCACCACAGCCCAACUAAUCCCAAUCACCAUGGAGACCACCACAGCCCAACUCAUCCCCAUCACCAUGGAGACCACCAUAACCCCACUCAUCACCAUGGAAACCACUACAGCCAAAUUCAUCCCCAUGGAGUCCAUCACAGCCCCAGUUAUCCCCAUCACCAUGGAGACCACCAAAACCCAACUCACCCCCAUCACCAUGGAGACCUUCACAGCCAAACGCUUUCCCAUCACCAUGGAGAUCAUCACAGCCCAAGUCAUCCCCAUCACCAUGGAGACCACCACAGCCCUACUCAUCCCCAUCACCAUGGAGACCACCACAGCCCCACUCAUCCCCAUCACCAUGGAGACCACUACAGCCCCAGCCAUUCUCAUCACCAUGGGGACCUCCACAGCCCCAGCCAUCCCAAUCACCAUGGAGAACACCACAGCCCAACCCAUCACCAUCACCAUGGAGACCACCACAGCCCAACCCAUCACCAUUCCCAUGGAGACCACCAAAACCCAACUCAUCCCCAUCACCAUAGAGACCAUCACAGCCAAACUCAUCCCCAACACCAUGGAGACCACCAAAACACAACUCAUCCCCAUCACCAUAGAGACCAUCACAGCCCAACUCAUCCCCAUCACCAUGGAGACCACCAGAGCCCAACUCAUCACCAUGGAGACGACCACAGCCCAACUCAUCACCAUGGACACCACCACAGCUCAACCCAUCACCAUGGAGACCACCACAGCCCAACUCAUCCCCAUCACCAUAGACACCACCACAGCACAACUCAUCCCCAUCACCAUGGACACCACCACAAUCCUCUCCACCCAGAUUCACACCAUCACCACGGCUCCCAUCCAGAAUCUCUCCAUCACCACGGCUCCCAUCCAGAAUCUCUCCAUCACCGCGGCUCCCAUCCAGAAUCUCUCCAUCACCGCGGCUCCCAUCCAGAAUCUCUCCAUCACAACGGCUCCCAUCCAGAAUCUCUCCAUCACCGCGGCUCCCAUCCAGAAUCUCUCCAUCACCGAGGCUCCCAUCCAGAAUCUCUCCAUCACCGCGGCUCCCAUCCAGAAUCUCUCCAUCACCGAGGCUCCCAUCCAGAAUCUUUCCAUCACCGAGGCUCCCAUCCAGAAUCUCUCCAUCACCGCGGCUCCCAUCCAGAAUCUCUCCAUCACCGCGGCUCCCAUCCAGAAUCUCUCCAGCACCGAGGCUCCCAUCCAGAAUCUCUCCAUCACCGAGGCUCCCAUCCAGAAUCUCUCCAUCACCGAGGCUCCCAUCCAGAAUCUCUCCAUCACCGAGGCUCCCAUCCAGAAUCUCUCCAUCACCGAGGCUCCCAUCCAGAAUCUCUCCAUCACCGAGGCUCCCAUCCAGAAUCUCUCCAUCACCGAGGCUCCCAUCCAGAAUCUCUCCAUCACCGAGGCUCCCAUCCAGAAUCUCUCCAUCACCGAGGCUCCCAUCCAGAAUCUCUCCAUCACCAUGGCUCCCAUCCAGAAUCUCUCCAUCACCAUGGCUCCCAUCCAGAAUCUCUCCAUCACCGAGACUCUAAUCCAGAAUUUAACGAUCCCCGUGGCUCCCAUCCAGAAUUUCACGAUCCCCGUGGCUCCCAUCCAGAAUCUCUCCAUCACCGAGACUCUAAUCCAGAAUUUAACGAUCCCCGUGGCUCCCAUCCAGAAUUUCACGAUCCCCGUGGCUCCCAUCCAGAAUUUCACGAUCCCCGUGGCUCCCAUGCAGAAUCUCACGAUCCCCGUGGCUCCCAUCCAGAAUCUCACGAUCCCCGUGGGUCCCAUCCAGAAUCUCUCCAUCACCGAGACUCCAAUCCAGAAUCUCUCCAUCACCGAGACUCCAAUCCAGAAUCUCUCCAUCACCGAGACUCCAAUCCAGAAUUUCACGAUCCCCGAGACUCCAAUCCAGAAUCUCACGAUCCCCGUGGCUCCCAUCCAGAAUCUCACGAUCCCCGUGGCUCCCAUCCAGAAUCUCACGAUCCCCGUGGCUCCCAUCCAGAAUCUCACGAUCCCCGUGGCUCCCAUCCAGAAUCUCACGAUCCCCGUGGCUCCCAUCCAGAAUCUCACGAUCCCCGUGGCUCCCAUCCAGAAUCUCACGAUCCCCGUGGCUCCCAUCCAGAAUCUCACGAUCCCCGUGGCUCCCAUCCAGAAUCUCACGAUCCCCGUGGCUCCCAUCCAGAAUCUCACGAUCCCCGUGGCUCCCAUCCAGAAUCUCACGAUCCCCGUGGCUCCCAUCCAGAAUCUCACGAUCCCCGUGGCUCCCACCAACACCUCUCUCAUUCAGAAUCUCACCAUUCACACUCCCAUUCUGAACCCCAUCACAUUUCUACCAACCCAGAAUCUCAUCAUCACCACCAUCCUUCCAAUUCUGAAUCUCACCAACAUCCCUCACCUGCAGACACACAGCACCACUAUCAGCACCAUGUCAGUCACCACAGCCCAUCAAGCCAGUCUAAGGAGCACUUUCCUGUCAGUGCAUCGGCCACAGAGCUGGAGUCAUUGUCCCAUUCCAGCAAGUCUGGUUCUUCCAGGAAUACCAGCAGCCCCACAAGUCAGGACGAGCGGCAGACGGGCUGCAGCGGCUCAACUACCUCUCUACAUAAAGAAGCAUCCAAGGUUAAUCGAAUAAUGAUGCUUCAGGAGCAAAAUGAGGAUCUACACCACAGUUUGUGCCAGACUGCCGUGCGAAUGGAGUGCAUGGGCACAGAGUUUAAGAGCAGUCACCAGCUACUUGAGUCAGAACUACAGAACACUUGUGUUGAGCUGAGCAACCUCCUGGACAAAUUCAAAAGACUUACAGAUAACAACUCCUACACUCAACAAACCAAAAAUCUCAUGGAGCAGAAGCUUCGUUCAGUGCCUCAGAGUAUGGAAGGGGAGCAUGAGCAUCUGAACCAG